Molecule: messenger RNA, 1579 nt
Organism: Solea solea (common sole)
Lineage: Eukaryota; Metazoa; Chordata; Actinopteri; Pleuronectiformes; Soleidae
Gene: pdss2
Product: prenyl (decaprenyl) diphosphate synthase, subunit 2
Exons: 8
Coding region: 212-1366 (384 amino acids)
Biological process (GO): isoprenoid biosynthetic process; ubiquinone biosynthetic process
Cellular component (GO): transferase complex; mitochondrion
Molecular function (GO): prenyltransferase activity
Source: RefSeq, a predicted model, not a curated record
UGAAGAUGGCGGCGUCCUGUGACAGGUCGUGUGUUGUGAUAGUAGUGCGUUAAGUCGAUUCCUGUUAUAAAGUCUAUGUUUUUCCAACAUUACAAAUGUCACGCAGGUUAAAUUCACGCCGGGACGUCAGCAGUAGACAGUUGUGAUAGAGUUUAAACAUGGUAGCACGUACCUGAAUGACAUUUCAGGUAACUGUGUCCUCGAGAGAGAAAUGCUUCCUUCUACAUGGUCUCGACUGAGCUGCAGGACGUUAUGCAGCCGAGGACAGAGGACACUGAGUCUGUUCUCCAGCUCAGGACCUUCGAACGUGAACAAAGUGGUAUCCGACGCAGAGAAGAUAGUCGGAUAUCCAACCUCCUUCAUGAGUCUGCGCUGCCUCCUCAGCGAUGAACUCAGCAACGUCGCCAUGCACGUCAGGAAACUGGUGGGAACUCGGCACCCACUGCUCAGCACUGCAAGAGGCUUUGUCUACGACAACAGGAACAACCUCCAGAUGAGGGGCGUGAUUGUCCUCCUCAUGUCAAAAGCUGCGGGGCCGAGUCAAGUAGCAUCUGAUCUUCUGGCUCAGGACAUGGUCAGCGGCAUCUACCCCAGCCAGAGGAACCUGGCAGAAAUCACGGAGUUGAUCCACACAGCGUUCCUGGUGCAUCGUGGGAUAGUGAAUCUGAAGGAGUGGACCGUUUCAGACGGCCCGCUGAAGGACAUGCAGUUUGGCAAUAAGAUGGCCAUCCUCAGUGGCGACUUCCUGCUAGCCAACGCUUGUACCGGACUGGCCCAGCUGAAUAACACUAAGGUUGUCGAGCUGAUCUCAAGUGCCAUCGGCGAUUUAGUCCAAGGAAUCUACUAUGAAGGUUCAACUAAUACUGAGGAGAGCAGCCUCGCCGACAGAGUCGACGUGGCGACUUGGGAGGAGCAGAUGUUCCUGUCCCACGGGUCGUUGCUCGCCAAGAGCUGUCAGGCUGCGAUGGAACUGGCCAAACACGACAAAGAGUCACAAAGACUGGCCUACAAGUACGGCAAGCAUUUAUCACUCGGCCACAAGCUGAACUCUGACCUGCAGCCGUUUUUGAAGAGCAGCGUCGUAGAGCCGCCGUCGUUCAGUCUGAGCGCCGCCCCGGUCGUGUUCCACCGUCAGAUCGUCGGUCAGGAGAGGUGGCAUCAGCAGCUGCAGCAGGCUAAAACGCUGAGAAACCAGCUGGAUUACUCCAAGCUUUUGGCAGCAGUUAAGUCGGAGAAAGGCAUGAGCUCAGCGGUCGACUUAUGCUGUUACCAUGGCAACAAGGCUCUGGAGGCCAUCCAGGCUUUCCCCUCAUCCGAGGCUCGGUCUGCCUUGGAGAACAUCGCCUCCGCCAUCACCAAAUUUUGACCUGGACACACACACACACACACACACACACACACACAUAGAGAGACUGCAUUUUUAAAACGAGGUGUCUUUGUCUGCAGAGGCGACACUUCAGAGACACGUGAACUUGGUCUGAGCCAAGUGUUGGCUCAUGUCUGGAUAAACCGUCAGAUACAUAACGGCCAUAACCAAAAAAAAAAAUGAAAUAAAAACAUACGACUUUAGAAUUAUGUU